Messenger RNA from Hansenula anomala, 1584 nucleotides. It is a transcript of the gene SNT2, whose product is annotated as DNA-binding E3 ubiquitin-protein ligase SNT2. Gene Ontology annotation, cellular component: Lid2 complex. The annotation marks the transcript as partial. The record is from RefSeq and is a predicted model, not a curated record. Gene Ontology annotation, biological process: histone catabolic process. NCBI's taxonomy places the organism in Eukaryota, Fungi, Ascomycota, Saccharomycetes, Phaffomycetales, Wickerhamomycetaceae. The transcript has a single exon. Gene Ontology annotation, molecular function: ubiquitin-protein transferase activity; chromatin binding.
AUGGGGUUUGUCAAGAAGGAUUCAAAGCAUUUGAUCCAACAAAAAGAUGAUGAAGUUAAAGUGAAGACACGCCAGGGCAAAUCUGUUGUUGAGCCUGCUGAAGGUUAUAGAUUCAAAGUCAAUUGGUAUUAUAGAUCAAGGGAUAUCUCCAAGCAUUCUAAUGAUUCAAGACUGUUGUAUGCUUCAAUGCAUUCGGAUACUUGUCCUUUACAAUCUUUUAGAGGAAGAUGUAUUGUUAAACAUAAAGACGAGAUUGAAGAUUUCGAAGCUUUCAAGACUAUGCCUAAUCAAUUUUGGUUUGAUAAAUUAUUUGAUAGAUAUAUGAUACGGUUUUAUGAAGUGUUACCAACCUCACACCUUACAAGCUUGCCAACAAAUUACUAUAACGCCUUGAUGAAAAGAUUCCCAUACAUAUUUGUGGAACAAGGGAAGAGUAAAGAUAUGUUACAAUCCCCUAAAAGCUGUGCCAAAUGUAAUCAAUGGUGCAGUCAUAGUGAUUCUAUUGUCUGUUGUGAAUGUCAAGAAAUGUAUCAUAUGCUCUGUUUAGAUCCUCCAUUAUUUAAAAAACCAGCUAGAGGUUUUGCAUGGUCAUGUAUCAAAUGUACCAAAAAGUUGGAGAGUCAAAAAUUGAUCCCAACUAAAGCUAGUCUUGAGGAAGAUGGUGCCAAAAUCCCAUCAAAUGUUGUAACAGCUCAACCAAAUGAAGCUAAAAGAUUACCUUUAUAUGAAGAAUUGGCUAUAAGCUUCCUGCAAAAGGAUUCUGACUUGAGUCUUCAAGAGAGAAGAAACCAAGAGGAGUGGGUCUAUAGAUAUUUGGGUAUGCAUGCUAAAUUGGAAGAUGCACUUGAUCUUCAAGAUCGUCCUUAUCCAAGAGCUGCCUCUAGAUUGGGAUCUAAGCAUCAAUUAACAGGUGUUCAAGAUUGGUAUGGUCAUACUGUCAAAUAUUAUGAUAAUGCUGGUUUAGCUGAAGAGUAUCAAAAAACCACAGUUGUUAAAAAGAAGAAAGUUGAUGGUAGAAGAAAAAAGACAACAUCUGAAGAACCUGAGGAAGAAUAUGAGAUUUUGCCAAUUCCUCAAGAGUUUAAAGAUACAGAUCCAAGUGAUUUCCCACCUUGGAUACAAGAGAGACCAAAAGGUUAUGUGGAGAGAGGUGGUGAAGAUACAGCCACUUUGAUGUGGAAACAACCAGAAUCACAAGAGAAGUGUGAACAAUUGGAUCAAUAUAUCAAAAAUUGUGAACCUAUUGCAGUUGGAUUGGAUUUGUUACCAAAUACACCAAAUUUCGUGGAUAGAAUUUUGAAAAAUUUAUUGGAUUCAAACUAUGAUUUUGAUAAAGCCAAUGAAUUGAAUAAAUUAAUCACAAGAGAGACUUUAAAGGAACCAACAUUUUCAGAUGAAGAGAUCAAGAAAUUUGAAGAUGGUGUUAGACAAUUUGGUAGUGAAUUAUAUCCAGUUUAUCAAUUUGUGAAAACCCAACCUUCCUCUAUGAUUGUUAGAUUUUAUUACCUUUGGAAGAAAACCAAGAAUGGACAUUUAAUUUGGGACAAUUUUGAAGGUCGUCGUGAGACAAAAAGCAAACCAAAA